Messenger RNA from Exophiala bonariae, 1680 nucleotides. RefSeq lists its product as uncharacterized. The record is from RefSeq and is a predicted model, not a curated record. Bases 1 to 1680 code for a protein of 559 amino acids. The transcript has 3 exons. Lineage: Eukaryota; Fungi; Ascomycota; Eurotiomycetes; Chaetothyriales; Herpotrichiellaceae.
AUGACGCUAGAAGGUUCUCGAUCGUGGCCAUUUCAACUUGAUGAGGUCGAUCGCCAGAUUGCACUGAUAGAUGAUUACCAUGCUAUCAAUAUUGAAGGACAAUCAUGCUCAACAGGCCCCUUCUCGGUCUUUCGCGGACACGCGCACGAUCCAUAUGGCUCACACAGUCCAACGACAAGUGCUAGUACGACGUCGAUAUCUAAUGAGGACACUGCUGAACAUAUCCAUCAAUGUUCCGAAAGUGACAGUGCCACCAUCUAUGAUUAUAUCGAUAUUGGACGUCGAGGAUCACUCUCAUCACCCUCGAAUUCGUGGCAAAAUGAAGACUCACUCGUCACAUAUGGCUCCCCCAUGUCAACGAUAUCAUCUUCCUCGAUCUUCGAGGACCCUAUUGUCGAUCGACUAAUGAAAAACUACGUAAUCAAUGUGGCAAAUGUGUUACCUCCACUUCCACACCCUGAGAGCCCAUACGCAUCAGUAUAUGUACCGAACGCCAUGAUUGGUGCAGCAAGUCUCAUCCUUGGUGUCGGGGACAUAGGCACCAAUCUCCCCUCGAGCAAUGUCGCGGUUUUCUACGCACUGUUGGCGACUUCCGCCUUCCAACUGCGAGGCUCCGGAGUACGCAGUGACUCGGGAUUCGACCUUAUAGGUAGAAGUUUUCGUGCCAAAGCAUUUGCAUCCUUACAGAAGGCUCUUGGGGAACUCCCUGUGCAGAAUGGGAAUUAUCCUUCGACCGAAUUUCACCAAUCCUCAGUACCGCACUUUGAGACACUGCUUUCCGCGAUGCUGGCAUUCUCGUCUAUGGAUAUCAUGGAAGGCUCUAUGAGUGAGUACUGGAUUCAUCUUGAUGGUCUUGAACUCCUCGCUCGGCAACUUCGAAAUGAUGGCAAAACAUCAACUAUCACUGAUCGCCUGAUCGCCAAUUCAUCCUUUCUCUCGACAGUUGCCAGUACCACUUCGAUAGACUUGCCUUCAAUCCCAUGGCAAUAUGACACCAGUGACUCGAGCGACGUGGAAGAGGAGCGCUUCAACGUCCACCAUGGAUUGGAAGUCACCUAUGGGAUUACAUAUUCUCUAGCUCGCCUCAUGCGGCGAAUAGUCGCUCGAUCUCAAAACAUCUCCUUCUACGUCUCUAAAGACAUGCCACUGCCCACAUCGCUCAUUGCCGCCUGCACGAAGUUGUCUGACGAUAUCUCAGACUGGUCUAUCGACUCGGAGCCAUUGUCAGAGCUCUUUGUGUUGGACUCAGAGCGAGACUGUCAUAUUAGUCUUCAGCUGGCCCGAUCUCACCUCCUUGCAUUUGCUAAUUGUCUGCGGGUAUACUACCACACGCGGAUAUUACCUUGUAGCUCCUCAGAAAUGUCCCAUUAUGUUGAACUGGUCGCCCAUCAUCUCAUGACCAUUGAGAGCAUCAAGUCGGAGGCGAAUUACGACUCCAACGUUGCAGCCACAAUUACUUGGCCAGGCUUUAUUGCUUCUUGCGAAGCCAAACAAGGCUCAGAACGAGAUGUCUGGCGUCGAUGGUGGAAUGGGAUGCUGCGACACCGGAUAGGCAACAUUCCACAUCUUUGGAAUAUCGUUCAAAAAGCCUGGUCACUUCGGGACGAUGAAGGGUCGACGGAAGUUCCAGGCUGGGUUCCAGCCUUGAGAGCAACAGGAAAGCGAGUCCUGGCGAUCUAA